CUUAAAGCAUAGAGACGCGGCGAGUUUGCUGCAAGAGCAGCAGUUAAUAAAAAAAAGACCUCCAAAAUCUAAGCCACCGCUUACACCAUGGGCUCCAAGCUCAGCCACGCUCUCUGGAUUAUCUGCUGCUGCAUUUCUGUACUCAGCACCAUUCUCACGCAUCUGACGCAGGCUGCAAGAGAAGUAGUUAUUUUGCUGGAUUCCAAAGCGCAGCAGACGGAGUUGGAGUGGAUUUCUUUUCCCGCUGACGGGUGGGAAGAGAUCAGUGGAGUAGACGAGAACUACAUCCCCAUCCGCACGUACCAGGUGUGCAGAGUAAUGGAACCUAAUCAGAACAAUUGGCUGCGGACUAACUGGAUUGCAAGAAGCAAUGCCCAGAGGAUAUUUGUAGAAAUGAAGUUUACCCUGAGGGAUUGUAACAGCAUUCCAGGAGUCUUGGGGACAUGCAAGGAGACAUUUAACCUGUAUUACUUUGAGAGCGACUCAGAUGCUGGCAGGAACAUUAAGGAGGUACAGUACCUCAAAAUAGAUACCAUUGCAGCAGAUGAAAGUUUUACUCAAGGAGACCUUGGAGAGCGUGUCAUGAAGCUCAACACAGAGGUGCGAGAAAUCGGGCCUCUGUCGAGAAAGGGAUUCUACUUGGCUUUUCAGGAUGUGGGAGCCUGCAUUGCCCUGGUGUCUGUACGUGUUUACUAUAAGAAGUGUUGGUCGAUCGUGGAAAAUUUGGCGAUUUUCCCAGACACGGUGACAGGAUCCGAAUUCUCAUCCCUGGUGGAGGUGCACGGCACUUGUGUCAGCGAUGCAGAAGAGGAAGCAGAAAACCCUCCCAAGAUGCACUGCAGUGCUGAGGGUGAGUGGUUGGUGCCCAUCGGCAAGUGUAUCUGCAAAGCCGGAUUUCAGCAGAAGGGGGAUGAUUGUGAUGCUUGUGGGUGGGGAUUCUAUAAAUCAUCGUCACAGGACCAUCAAUGUGCUCGCUGCCCAGCUCACAGUCACACAGACCGGGAAGGCUCCUCACGAUGUGAGUGUGAGGAUGGCUACUACAGAGCCCUUACUGACCCUCCCUCAGUACCUUGUACAAGACCUCCUUCUGCACCACAAAAUCUCAUUUAUAACAUAAACCAGACCACAGUGAAUCUCGAGUGGGGCCCGCCAGCAGAUACCGGAGGCCGAGACGAUGUCACCUACAGGAUAAUGUGCAAACGAUGCAGCUGGGAACAGGGCGAGUGCAUGCCCUGUGGCAGCAGCAUUGGCUUCAUGCCUCAGCAGACAGGACUGGCAGAUACAUAUGUGACUGUUGUAGACCUACUGGCCCACGCUAACUACACAUUCGAGGUUGAAGCCGUGAAUGGUGUCUCAGACCUGAGCCGCACCCAGAGGUUAUUUGCAGCCGUCAGCAUUACCACAAGUCAAGCAGCUCCCUCACAGGUUAGCGGUGUAAUGAAGGAUAGAGUGCAGCAGAGGACUGUCAAUCUCUCCUGGAAGGAACCAGAGCAUCCCAAUGGAGUCAUCACAGAAUACGAAAUCAAGUACUAUGAAAAGAAUCUAAAAGAUCGCACUUACUCCACAGUAAAAUCUACCUCAACAUCAACUACCAUUAAUAACCUGAAACCAGGCACAGCCUAUAUAUUCCAGAUCCGAGCCUUUACCACUGCUGGCUAUGGAAACUACAGCCCCAGGCUAGAAGUCUUAACCCUAGAGGAGAGUACAGCUACAGCUGCUUCCACUGAGCAGAAUCCUGUUAUUAUCAUCGCUGUGGUCGCUGUGGCAGGGACCAUCAUUCUGGUCUUCAUGGUGUUUGGCUUCAUUAUUGGACGAAGGUAUGGAACUAAGGAACAUGCCGAGCCGGGUCACACACUUGAGGGACACUGUGGCUACAGCAAAGCUGAACAGGAAGGGGAUGAGGAGCUCUAUUUCCACUUUAAAUUACCAGGUUCAAGAACAUACAUCGAUCCAGAAACUUACGAGGACCCUAACCGGGCCGUCCAUCAGUUUGCCAAGGAAUUAGAUGCUUCCUGCAUUAAGAUCGAAAGAGUGAUUGGAGCGGGUGAGUUUGGAGAGGUGUGCAGUGGUCGCCUGAAGCUGCCUGGAAAAAGGGAUGUACCAGUAGCGAUUAAAACAUUGAAAGUAGGUUUCACCGAAAAACAAAGGAGAGACUUCCUCUGUGAAGCAAGCAUCAUGGGACAGUUUGAUCACCCCAAUGUCGUUCACUUGGAAGGAGUCGUUACCAGGGGUAAACCAAUUAUGAUUGUAAUCGAAUACAUGGAGAAUGGAGCGCUGGAUGCAUUUCUCCGGAAACAUGAUGGCCAGUUCACGGUGAUUCAGCUAGUCGGAAUGCUGCGUGGGAUAGCAGCUGGGAUGAGAUAUCUCGCCGACAUGGGAUAUGUGCAUAGGGACCUGGCAGCUCGUAACAUUCUGGUCAAUAGCAAUCUUGUCUGCAAAGUUUCUGAUUUUGGCCUCUCAAGGAUUGUGGAAGAUGAUCCAGAGGCUGUCUACACCACAACAGGUGGUAAAAUUCCAGUACGGUGGACUGCUCCUGAAGCCAUACAGUACCGCAAGUUUACAUCAGCCAGUGAUGUGUGGAGCUAUGGAAUAGUAAUGUGGGAAGUCAUGUCCUAUGGAGAGCGACCUUACUGGGAUAUGUCCAAUCAAGAUGUUAUAAAGGCUAUUGAGGAGGGUUACCGUCUCCCUGCUCCCAUGGACUGUCCACCUGGUCUUCACCAACUGAUGCUCGACUGUUGGCAGCAGGAACGCAGUGAAAGACCCAAGUUUGAUCAGAUAGUUGGCAUCCUAGACAAAAUGAUCCGUAAUCCAAACAGUCUGAAGGUUCCUGUGGGUACCUGCAGUAGACCAAUCAAUCCGCUUCUAGAUCAGAAUACUCUGGACUUCACAUCCUUCCGUUGUGUAGGCGAUUGGCUUGAGGCCAUCAAGAUGGAGCGGUACAAGGACAACUUCACAGCUGCAGGGUACAGCACACUGGAAUCAGUGGCAAGGAUGACCAUUGAGGAUGUGAUGAGCUUGGGAAUCACAUUAGUUGGCCACCAGAAGAAAAUCAUGAGCAGCAUUCAGACUAUGAGAGCCCAGAUGCUGCACUUGCAUGGCACAGGGAUUCAAGUGUAACAGACCUUUUUCUCCCUAUGAGCAAGAGGGAACAGACUUUGGGGGAAAAGAUACCAUCUGCUGCUAGUACUGUCAGUACCAACAUUCUUCUAAAUUACUUCCCGAGAUGGAUCAGAGAUUCAGGGGAAGGUGUGCAACAAUGUUCCUCCAAGUCGUUGAAAGAACAGAGGUCCUUUAACAGCACGCAAUGAGAGUGGCUGGAACAUGCACAUUAUGAAGAAACUACCUGCAACGUUUAGAACUUUACACAGAAAAAAAAUACAAAAAAAACCCACAAAACUUUGAGAGUUCUAACCUUUUUUGUCUACUGGGCUUUUUAAAAAUGUACAUAUCAAUUUAUGUAGACUAUAUUUGUCAAAGACACUCACCAUAUUAUGGUUUAUCAAUUAAAUUGUUUUCAAGACUUGUGCUUGCUGAAUGGUGUUCGUUCAGCCAUCUUCUUCUUACUGACCUGCAAUAUUGGAAAGCUAUCGCUGCAACCCCAGUUCUUAAAUAUUCAUCCAUUCAUCUCUAUCUACCCCCUUAUGAUACCUACGUGAUGAUAUUGAAACUGAUAUGCCACUUAUAGGCAAUAGACAUUGUAGUUUAAAUUUAAUAAGCUUUCAUUUUUGGAACUUGGUGUUCUCAAGAAUUCCAUCCAUCGUUAAUGAGAGUAAGAUCAUUUACAGAGACUUUAGAAAGGAAUUUUCCAGUUUCUAAAACUUCCAUUGUCCUUUAAGAAUUUAUGCAGAAAAACCUAAACAUUUAGGGAGUUAUUAUGAAGAAAGGGUUAAGGUUCCUUGAAACAGAUCAUUAUUUUUUAAGUACUAUGUUGGCUUUUCAGACCUCGUAAAAUAGCAUGGCACCUUAGCAAAUACAGUGAUGACAGAAACAUUAAGAAAAACAAUAAAGUUAGGAGAGAAAAAAAGACUGCAAUCAGUGGUCAACUGAAUGGUAAAAGUUAUUACUUACCUAUGUAGUUUGACCUUAGACCAAACAAAAAUAUGAAAUAUAAAAUGGAAUAUGGCAGGAAAGAGAAUUGAGGUACUGUAGAUCAGAUAUUAGAUAAAGGUUUUCAAAUGAGCUGUGGUGAUCACAGAGCAUGGUAUAAAUAUGAGCCUAUCCAAAGGUUUAAGGCUUCAGUUUGUAGAUCCACUGAAGAAUUUAGAGAUGACUGAAGCAAUCAAACCUAUUAAACUCUGAUCAAAGUCUCUUUUCUGAGAGAGGUGGUUAAAUCCAGAAUGUUAUUGACACAACCCAAUCCAGUCUUCUCAUCACUUGGAUUUUUCGCAUCUGCAUUUCUACUCAACCAUAGCAGAACUGAUGGUUAACUGGUCUGCAAAGACUGACAGAAGAUUCCAAAGAGUGGAGCUGUUUGCUUUUGACCGUGUCAUGAGAGAUCCCACAUAUCAGAUCAGAAUUCCAUUCUUAUGUCCUGACUAUGUGGGAUGCGACUGCUUCUAUGUAAAAGUUGUAAUUUAUUUAUACUGUCUUUUUUGUUACGCAGGUCUGUCUGUAGUGAACUCAGUACACACUGAAAAUGCACUAUAUUUUUCUAUUUCACUGACAGAGAAUCACAGACAACUCAUUUAUUUUCAGUUGUACAUAAUAUUAACUAAUAUUAAUAAAAAAAAAUCACAUUUAGGACCAAAGAAGGUUGUAGUUUAGCAAACAUCAAAAAUAUCUGAAGAGAUGCCAUUUUUCUGACUUUUUUCCAGAUCAUGUAUAGUGUUUUUAUAAUUGCUUUCCUUAUUUUGUGUUUAUAUAGUCUAUUAUUUAUUUCUGUUUGGUUUAGAGACAGUGACCCUGAAAUUGCAGAGGGUUUACUAGUGUCUUGAAGGAACUCCAACAGAAGACCAGGGGAUUCCCAGGAAAAUGGCAGAGAUAGAUAAGCAUUUUUACCAUUUCCUUUUGAGUAUACACCAGUAUCCUGAAGUUACAGUAGAUAUGGUGGAACUUCCACAAAACAUCAAGAGACCAGUAUAAUUUCAAAGUGUUUCUUUUUAUCACAAGAAUACAAUGAAUUCUGUUGAGUUGGAAUCAAUAUAAAUAUUUCAUUAGAAGUUUCGUGAUUAAUCUGAUGGUCUUAUUUUUCAAUUGUUUGUAAAAGACUGUAAAUAUAUUUUU
Molecule: messenger RNA, 5223 nt
Organism: Pristis pectinata (smalltooth sawfish)
Lineage: Eukaryota; Metazoa; Chordata; Chondrichthyes; Rhinopristiformes; Pristidae
Gene: epha7
Product: eph receptor A7
Exons: 17
Coding region: 88-3117 (1009 amino acids)
Biological process (GO): cell surface receptor protein tyrosine kinase signaling pathway; protein phosphorylation; axon guidance
Cellular component (GO): plasma membrane; neuron projection
Molecular function (GO): transmembrane-ephrin receptor activity; protein binding; ATP binding
Source: RefSeq, a predicted model, not a curated record